AUGUCUUCAGAUUGCGCUGGACCUCCGCGUCAACGCGUGCGGAGGGAAGAUGACAUCCCGCUGGAUUUUAGUGCCCUACCUGCAGUGCAGGAGCUGAUUAUAAAGAACAACCGUCAGACGAAGUUGAAGCGCCGUUUGAAGACUUCAGACUUCGUGAACGAAUCCUUUUCGGAGUUAGGGUGCCGUGCGGUGGCCGACAGGACGUCUGUUGGCGUGCUCUCUAGUUUCCUCAAGGAAUGUACUGAGAAGCAUCGAAUCCUUCCCCGCAGUUCUUCAGUGGCGAGGGUACUCUACUCGUUCGUGGAAAACGGACUUCUGCACGAAGGGCAGGCGCUGCUGCAGCAGAUUCUGCAGGCCGAGGCGUCUUUGCGCUCCAAAGUCAUGGAUGAGAAGGUCGCCACUAUUUCAUUGCGUCUGCUCACCGAAAGCGAUGAGGUGAAUUUGGGUCUCGCAGAACGUAUCAUAUCCAUGCUUCCAGAAGGUUCUCAUAAGCGGCGGCUUUUUUCCCCACUUCUCGAGCAUGCGGCGCGAACCGGCGAUACAACGUUAGCAUUUAAAGCGCUGCGGAUGGGACGGCAGAAACAACUUGAGUUCUGGGAUGUCGAUUACAAGCAGUUACUGCGUUGCUUGCAAAGUGCUGCGAAGGGGACUGAUAUCUCGGCACUCAUCACGGAGCUUUUGGAGUGUAUGGUCGACCACCACCCAGUCGUUGGAAAAACCAAUGGGGAAGCACUGCAACAACUUCUAGGCGGGGAGUUAACGGAAGUGAAUGAUGAGACAGGGAUGUGCUGCAGGUGCAGCACGAGGGUUCACACAUUCGACUUUGCUCCGGAUGACCGAGUGACUCUACUGCGCGAUAUUGAAACGAAGCUCAUCGCCCCGAGGGUGGAAAGUGGAAGCCACUACGAACCUGGGAAGGUCGUCGAGCUGACGGAACGAAAGGAGCGGUGGGAAGAAUUUGCGGUGUUCAAAGACACGCUUUCUCGUCUUGAUUAUGAUGCCGUGAUUGAUGGGGCCAAUGUAGGGUAUUAUGGCCUCAGUAAUUGGUAUCGCGGAGCAAAGGAGGCACUACUGCGGUCACGUGGUGUGGAUCCAUCCACUCUUCCAGAAUAUGAACUCUGUGAAAUACCACUUCCCGUUGAUGUGCCUCCGAAAUUUUCCCUCAUCGAUGAGAUGUUAACUGAAGCCCAGAAGCUGCGAAAAAAGUCGGUGGUGAUGCUGCACAGUCGGCAUGUUAGGUCUCCCUCCAAGGAGAAUUUGGUGUGGUUGGAGAAGUGGGGGCAAGAGUCUUCACUGAUUGUUUGUCCCGGUUUUCUCAACGAUGACUACUGUUGGUUGUUCGCCGCCAUUCACAGGCCAAACUGUCUUGUCGUCUCCAAUGACCAAAUGCGCGAUCAUCACUUUUCGUUGCUCAGUCGCCGCUCUUUCCUGCGUUGGCGACAAAGGCACCUUGUUACGUAUAGAGCACGUUUUAGUUGGGCAACGGGGGCUGUGAGUUUGUUGCUGUCGCUGCCUCGUCCGUAUGCCGUUUGGGUGCAACGCGGUCAACUCUCUCCGUCACACUGGCACGUACCUGUUCGGACGACACUGGACGUGAUUGACCAAGCAACGAACCGCAAAACUGAAAGUGAAAUGGAGGUUGAUAAGAAUGGAGAUGAUUUUUGUAACGCAUGGCUCUGCACAGCUGCCAUAAAUAGGUAG
Trypanosoma brucei brucei TREU927 is the source of this 1701-nucleotide messenger RNA. RefSeq lists its product as hypothetical. Gene Ontology annotation, molecular function: ribonuclease P activity. Gene Ontology annotation, biological process: tRNA 5'-leader removal. The record is from RefSeq and is a predicted model, not a curated record. Bases 1 to 1701 code for a protein of 566 amino acids. NCBI's taxonomy places the organism in Eukaryota, Euglenozoa, Kinetoplastea, Trypanosomatida, Trypanosomatidae. The transcript has a single exon.